AUGGCGGAGUGCGAGGUGUGGGGGGAGCUGACGGACAGGAGCGGUGAGUGCCGCCGUUUCACCGCCCCGGCCCGCUGCAACAUACGAGGCAUUCUCCGCGGCGUCCGCCACCUCCAGGAACAGCUGGGCGGCCCCUUGAACCAAAUGGUCCUGCAGGAAAAACAGCAGCAGCAACUGGACGUGGAGAGAGCGGCCUCUGGCUCCGGUGGGUUUGGAGCUCGGAACCCAGCUUGUCUAUAUCAAGAAGAAGAAGAUGAUGAUGAUGAUGAUGAUGAGGACAGUAAAGACAAACCAGCUGAUCAUGUUGAUGGCGGUACACCUCCAACAAAACGUACCAGGAUACAAUCCUGACACUGUGCAAGAUUAUUGUGCAAAAUACUGCCUUUUAAAGACUAUCGUCAUAUUCAUGCAUUUACAAGGCUACUCGACAACUCCUGCAACCUUAAGGAUUUAAAAAUUUUAAUCUGUUAAAAACAUGAUUUAACUUUUUUUUACUGUGUAAGUCAGAAAUUAAAUAAAUUAUCUGAUGCGUUUUCUUCUA
This is a messenger RNA of Leucoraja erinaceus (little skate), 541 nucleotides long. RefSeq lists its product as uncharacterized. Bases 1 to 351 code for a protein of 116 amino acids. The transcript is spliced from 2 exons. The record is from RefSeq and is a predicted model, not a curated record. NCBI's taxonomy places the organism in Eukaryota, Metazoa, Chordata, Chondrichthyes, Rajiformes, Rajidae. Gene Ontology annotation, cellular component: EKC/KEOPS complex.